Messenger RNA from Ahaetulla prasina, 3228 nucleotides. RefSeq names its product pyridoxal phosphate binding protein (gene PLPBP). Lineage: Eukaryota; Metazoa; Chordata; Lepidosauria; Squamata; Colubridae. The coding region runs from base 11 to 1024 and encodes 337 amino acids. The transcript has 8 exons. The record is from RefSeq and is a predicted model, not a curated record. Gene Ontology annotation, cellular component: intracellular anatomical structure. Gene Ontology annotation, molecular function: pyridoxal phosphate binding.
CCUUUCCAAAAUGGCCGAAGACGAGGGCUGGUCAGCUGCUUCAGCCCCGCCUCCUUCCGGCCUCUUCUCCCAAUCCCGCUGGCCAGCUGAGCGCAACCUCGAGCGGCGAUUGGCUCCCGCGUGUGUGGCGGAAGCUGGUGCACUCGGGAUCCCGGCGGGGCCGCGCGCAGAGGAAAAGGAGGCCCGGCGAGGAAUGUGGAGAGCCGGCAUGGCUGCCGGGGAAGGCCUGCCGCAGAUGCUCCGGGCGGUCCGGGAGCAAGUGCAGCAGGCGGCGGCCCGGAGGUCCCAGACCUUACCUACCAUACCACCUCGUUUAGUGGCUGUCAGUAAAACCAAACCAGCAGAAAUGGUCAUUGAGGCUUACAAUCAUGGACAGCGCAGCUUUGGAGAAAACUAUGUCCAAGAAUUAUUAGAAAAGGCAUCAGAUUCCAGAAUUCUUUCUUCUUGUCCGGAGAUUAAAUGGCAUUUUAUUGGCCAUCUGCAGAAGAGUAAUGUCAACAAGCUAAUCGUGGUGCCAAACCUAUUUAUGCUGGAAACAGUGGAUUCCGUUAAACUGGCAGAUAAGGUGAAUAGUACUUGGCAAAAAAAGAACUCUUCUGAAAAGCUAAAGAUCAUGGUGCAAGUAAACACCAGUGGAGAAAUGAGUAAACACGGGCUUCCGCCAGGGGAACUAAUCACAACGGUAGAACACAUCCUUCAGAAGUGUCCCAAUCUGGAAUUUGUUGGUUUGAUGACAAUUGGAAGCUUUGGGCAUGAUCUCAGUAAGGGUCCCAAUCCUGACUUCCAGUUGUUAAUAUCUCUGCGUCAAGAACUGUGUGAAAAGCUCAAUAUCCCAAUUGAAAAGGUUGAGCUGAGCAUGGGGAUGUCUACAGACUUUCAACAUGCAAUUGAAGUGGGAUCUACCAAUGUCAGAAUUGGAAGCACCAUCUUCGGAGAGCGCAGCUACCCCAACAAACCUGCUAGUGACAAAACCCAGAAGGAGGUCAAAGACAGAUUGGAGAAUUUGACUCUGAAGGAGAACUAAUAGCAGAGGCCUAACGGAUUCCCUCUGUUGGAGAGAAUCUGCUUGGAUACCCAGGCACUUGACUCUUCCUUUGUACUGAUUGCAGUGGAGCACUAGCAGGUAAUUGGCAGGUGUGACAGGGUGUGACAGGGACUUCAGCAGCUGUACCUUUAUUCUUGUAUAUCCAUUGAGGUUGCAUUUAUAGAAAAAAACAGCAGCACCUGUGAUUGACUUCAGUACUUUAACUGCAGUGACUUUAAAUAGCUACACUGGAUAACCAUUUGACUUAAACUAGACUUGAUCUGGGCAGAACACCAUUUCCAGGAGGGGCCAUGAUGCGUUUCUAAUCAGAGGCAUGUUUCUUGUUUGCUUCCCCUUGAAGCAAGGUUGCCUUAGGGAAAGGUUAUUCUCCACCCUUCCGCUCCCAAAGCUUUUAUGGAUCAACUUUUGUGCUUCAUCAGAAUCAGAAUCUUUGCUAUCUUUAAUCUUUUUGUGGCAUUUCAGAAAACCUGCUCAGAUUGGGUGGUUUGCUAAGUAGUCCACAGGGGAAGGAUAAAUAGGGAUCCCAAUGAAUAUCAAACCUACCCCUGGAUCUGAGAUUUGGAAGAGACUGCAGCUGAAAUUGUUCUCGUGACUUACCACUGCCGACUAGCUCUGCUGUACCAUUUGCUCUAUAAUGUAGUCUUGGGGUUUCUUUCCUUUAUUUGAAUCAAGUAAAUUUUGGAACGAUUCUGAUAGGAAGCAGGAUGGCUCUGCUUGUAAAAGCCAAGAAACCUGCUGGCUCUGCCGCCAACGUGCAGGGUGAUCUCUUAACCGUGCUGUGCCUGAUCCCUAUAUGAGAAAUGGGACUGACCUACCUCACGUGGCAAAUCGAGGGGUGGCUGGGUGCGAAACCUCUCCCCCUCGCUAUCAUCAUUCCAUAGGAAAGGCAGUGCAGCUGCAGAAUAAAGCAGCUUUCAGUGUCUGCCUAACCGAAGGCCAAGCAAGAUCUUGCAGCCAGCCAUGAUUUGCUCGCCUGUGCGUUCAUGUGCACAGAUGAGACAGAUGAAAUUGCAAGAUUGGAAGUGCACAUAUGCAAAUAAUGGUUUUCCAGGGCAAACUUUGGAAUUUCUGCAUUUUAAUGCAAAGCUCUGUCUUUCCAGGUUUGAUGUCUGGGGUGUUAGUAAAUGAUGAUGGGUUAUUUCUCCCACUGUAUAUAUUUUCCCCCAUCCUUUAAAAAGUAUACCUUGACUAAAACCUUAUUGAAACAGAAUGCAUUGCUAAAGAUCCAUUGGAAUAGUCAUCCUUCCUUCUGCAAACCCCAGUUGAUGAAAAUGUUUACCGUGGAAUCUGUUUUGUAACUCACAUAUUGACAAUCUACUUGAAAGCCUGGCCUCAUGCUAUAAGUGAUCUUGGCAGAAAUAUGUGUUAAUUUUUUUUUUUAAAAACUCCUUUUUUCCCUCUAGCAAAAUGCUUCUAGCUCUGUGCAUCUCUGGAAUAAUUUAACGGUGUAUCUUUGAGUCCAUUGCGAUAUAAAACACAUGCUUGACUCGUAGAAAGCUCCAGAUUUAAUCCCAGCACCCCCAAAUAAAAGGGUAGCAGAUUAUGGGUCUGAAUUCUACGUGGCGUUUCCAACACCCAGUAGCAAUCGUAGAAUGCAUUGGACUUACCAGAUGAGAUUCCUUACCAAGGUAAAAGCCAGUUCCCUUUAUUUCUAAAUUUGGGAGUCACUUGCUUGCUCACAUCUUUGACUCCAUCUAUAUGCUACUAACGCUGUCACGUCUGAUUGUUUGUAAACUUCAAAUGGGCAAAACGUUGCAUUCAUAGGACAACAGAUUUUGAAUCGAUGUACCUCAAACAGGCUACCUUACAGAAUGCAUCCAAAAUCCAGGAUCCUGCAAGCUUCCUACAAGGAAAGUCAGUGGGGAAGCCAGCAGGAAAUCGGAUAUCACUCCCGCUCCUUCUGCUAUUUUGUCUGCUCAUGGUCAUGCUACUUCUGUGUUUAAGUAAGGAAAUAUUUCUGAAAUGGUGACCCAACAGGGUUGUCUGGUUCUAAUAUAUAACUGCAAGGUACAGAACAUCCUGCUAGCCAAUCUUUUACAGCGCAGGUGCAAUGCUAAAUGCGGUCUAAACUGACCUAUCCCAGUCCCUGAGCUCCACAGUCCUUUCUUUGUCUUAAGAAUAAAACUAGUUGUGAAUCGAGAUACUAUGCUGCUUACUAAGCUAUUAAAGAUAUAUUUUUUUCU